Messenger RNA from Aphanomyces astaci, 781 nucleotides. RefSeq lists its product as hypothetical. Lineage: Eukaryota; Oomycota; Saprolegniomycetes; Saprolegniales; Verrucalvaceae. The coding region runs from base 259 to 732 and encodes 157 amino acids. The transcript has a single exon. The record is from RefSeq and is a predicted model, not a curated record.
UUGCACCACCACAACAUGCUGCUUGAUUUCAUUUCCCGUGCUGCGAUGGAAUCAGUACCGCGUGUCCACCAGCGCGCCCUGAACUAUAACUCGCACUACAUGUAUGUCGGCUGUACCCGUCGUACUACAUGCUCCCUGUGUUCGCGAUCAUCGUGAUACUUCUCGUGGUGGGCCUGUGGGUGGCCUUCGUUGGCCUCACGUCCCAGCGCGUGUCUGCCUUCCUGGGCACGUUUGUGGCGGUGACGAUACUUUCGGCGUAUGACCUGCACUACUGGCGCAAUGAUUGCGUUUGGGCUUGCGUUGGUGAUGGUGUUCGUCCCAGCGUUGCACAAAUAUGGGCCGUUUAUGGUCGGCAUGGGGUUCGGUGCGACCGUCCUUGACAUCGUGUCCACCACAUUCGUUGCUAUUCUUGACACAUACGUUUCGUACGCGAUUCAUUAUUGGGUGUUGUUGGUGUUGCUGGUCGUCGUAGCCCUCGGGUGUGGAGACAAGAACGACACAUUUCUCAUCAUGGCCACCAGCUGCACUGGCGCGUUUGCUGUCUCCAGCGGCAUCGUGGCUGCCAUUGACGUCAUCUUCAACCUGCGCAGCGUCGUUGCCCAUUUGGCAAUCUUGCUCGGUGUUGGCGUCGCCCUGAUGGUCGCUGGCAUGUUCCACCAAAAGGCUGCCUUGAACAAGCUCAAUGCGCCCCUCCCGAUUGCCACCCCCGUCAACGACAAGCUUGAUUAUUAACUGGUCCUAACAGUAAAAUAACUAAUCAUUCAUAUCUAUUUUCACUCCC